GAAUAUUAAUGAAACUGAUUUCAAAGGGUAAAGCUUUAUCAAAGAACAAAUACAAAAUUAAUAGUGCUAAUACUAAUAGUGGAGGAAAAAGCAGCUCAAAUUCCGCUCAGCUCUUUAAUAGUAGAAACAUUAAAGGCCCUAACAACAUUGGAAGAGGAGAAUUUAUAAUCCCAGCAGCUUCAACAAAAUCCCCUGGAAAAACUCAGAGUCAUAUUGCAAACAAGAGUAUUGUCUUUAGAAAAGAUGGUAAAUCUCCUUAUAUUCAUGGGGACCUUGAGAAACUCAAACAAUACGUGAAUUUGCCGAAGUCGAAUACAAGAAAGACUAUGAAAUCAGCUCUUAGAACAAAAUAUGCGCGUACUGACACUACUGAAGAAAGGAAGAAAAUUCGAGAUUACAGUUCAGCUCAGAACUCAAUACUCUACAAAGGGUCUGCAAAAGAGAUGGAUGACUAUAUAGGGAAAGGGUACAAAGGAAAACUUAAACAUUCUAAACUUGGCAAACAUAAGCACUUCAUGAGUUAUGAUGCUAAAAGCCAGGAUUUGAAGUAUUAUGAUUUUGGGAUACAAAAUGCUCCAGAUAAUUCUUUUGAUCGCAUCCACAAGAAGAAAAAGAUGAGCUUGAGCACUAAGAUGAAAAUAAAGAGAAACUCAUCAAUGUCUAAAAUGCUGAAAGCUCAUGGCUUUUUGAGCAAUACAAGCACUUUAGUAGGCUAUGGAGGUGUUAAUAUUAAAAAGUAGACUUUCUAUCUCCCAUAAAA
Messenger RNA from Moneuplotes crassus, 760 nucleotides. NCBI's taxonomy places the organism in Eukaryota, Ciliophora, Spirotrichea, Euplotida, Euplotidae. The record is from the annotation of a GenBank genome assembly.